AUGAAUUUUAAAUAUUUAUAUGUGACACUUUUAUUGAGUGUCAUAUUUAUUUCUACAAAUGGAUCAGUUCUAUCAUCAGUGCUCAACCCUCAUAUUCAAUCCAACUGGACGACUGAGGGUUGUUCUAUGUUUGGUAUAAAUGGUAGUUUUGUAGAAGCUAGAAAUUUUACACCACAAAUGCCAAAUCCACCAUUGGCAAACUAUACUUGUCAAGCCUAUUCAGAUAUGGCAUGUUGUGAUUAUGAUCAAUCGAUUGUGCUUGCCACUAAUAUGGCUAUUGCCGGUGGUAUGUUUGGUCGUUGCAGUGCGUGCAUCACCAAUCUCUGGGAUAUGUGGUGUGGUUCCAGUUGCAGUCCGUAUCAAUCGUCGUUUAUGAUUAUGGACACUGUCGAUAAUAAAACUCACCAGGUCAAGGUGGCCACUUUCCUGAUCGAUGAAACCUACGCUGUGGGACUCUACAACAGUUGUCGUGAUGUCAAUGCUAACGGAAUGGGUCCGAUUUCAAAUACUUACCCCGACGCCUAUUCAUUGCUAAACAAUCUAUUCGGUGGAAGCAACAAUCCCGCUUUCCAAAUUCAUUUCAUCUACGAUCCAAACGGUUACUCUGGAAAUAUCAUCAAAUGCGAAGACGUCUGUUCCUGUGACAAUUGUCGUGACAGCUGUGUCAUUCCCGAGGAAGUAAAAGGAUUGAAUUUAAAUACAUCCUUGCCAACAACCUAUUUCUUUAAUCAUGAAGUUCCAUAUGUUUCACUUUGGUUUUUAUAUUCAUACAUGUCAUUGAUUUUAACAACUCUAUCGAUUAUUACGCUAUAUUAUGCAUACAGAUUCUAUAAGGUUUCAAGAAGAAAAUUAUGGAUACACUCGAGUAUCUUUGUUAUUUUUAUGUGGGUGUCAGCUAUGGCCAUUCCAUUGAUAAGUGGUCCUUCGGAUGCAAACGAUCGUCACCGAGAAUGUUACUAUAAGAUGCCAUAUGACUACGAUUGGAAUUGUGCAUUGGCAAUCUUUGUUGCUAUCUACUGUCCCAGUUGUUGUAUUAUCCUUGCUUGUAUGUCGAUUGCUUACUUUUACUUUGCUCGUGCAAACUUGGAUUCAAUGGCAUCGUCGUCGACUGUCGUCAGCGUUGAAAACAAGUACUACGAUAACUUUUAUUCAUCGGAAUCACCAACACUCCAAGCUAUCGGUAUAAAAGAUCCAUCGAUCAUUCAAAAGAUGUUUUAUAACUAUGGUAAAUUCAUUACUCGUCACCCGGCUUGGGUCAUUGGUUUGGCACUGUUGUUUGUUGCCGGUUGCUCGGUUGGUAUCAUGAAGAUUGAGAUUGAGCAGGAUCCAGUCAAGUUGUGGGCAGCGCCAACCAGUCGUGCCGUCCAGGAAAAGAACUAUUUCGACGAGCAUUUCGGACCAUUCUAUCGUACUGAACAACUUAUCAUCUCGUUGCGUAACGACACCAAUGCCAAUAUCCUCUCGAACGACAACCUCGCGCUGUUGAUCGAGUUGGAGUUGCACCUGAUGAAUCUCACUGCCGAGUUUGAAGGUAAAACAAUCACACUCGAUGAUCUCUGUUUCAAACCAACUCUCGAGGGUUGUAUCUGUGAAUCGGUAACAGGUUAUUGGCAGCGUAGUUUAGAUGUAUUGUCUCAACAACCAUGGGCAUCGCAUUUCAACUAUUGUCUCACCUCUUCGCUUGACAGUACCUGUAUGGAUGCAAUCGGUGUCCCUGUGAUGCCAAAUGUUGUGUUGGGUGGUUGGAAUACUGAUAACCUUCAGAAUACAUUCAAUUCCACUGCAUUUGUCACAACGUUCCUCUUGAAUAACUUGGCUGACAACCAGACAGUCAACGAAGCAUGGGAGCAAGUCUGGUUGAACGAAGUGAAGCGAAUCAACAGUAACACAAGCUACCCGUUCUCCAUUGCAUACUCGUCGGAGAGAUCGGUUCAAGAUGAGUUGGCAAGAGAAGGUGCAGCCGAUAUCCCAACGAUUAUCAUCUCCUAUUCUGUCAUGUUUGUCUACAUCUCUAUUGCACUCGGUAGAUACUACCCAAUUCCCAGUCGUUUCUCAUCAUUCUUUGUCAAUUCGCGUUUCACUCUUGGUCUCUCUGGUAUCUUCAUUGUUGCUCUCUCCAUUGCAACAUCGGUUGGUAUCUGUUCGGUGAUUGGCGUCAAAGCAACUCUUAUCAUUUCCGAGGUUAUUCCAUUCUUGGUGCUAGCGAUCGGUGUUGACAAUAUCUUUAUUCUUGUGAACACCUUUGAGUCGAUCCACGUGAGAACCGCCACUGAACAUCCAGCACCUGAACAAUCGUUGGCUUGUGCACUUGCCAAAGUCGGUCCAUCGAUGGCACUCGCUUCUCUCUCAGAGUCACUCGCUUUCCUCCUGGGUAUGCUCACCAAGAUGCCUGCAGUCGUUGCAUUCUCACUGUAUGCAUCGGUCGCUAUCUUCUUUGAUUUCCUUCUUCAGAUCAGUAUCUUUGCCUGUUUGUUGGUUAUUGAUACUCGUCGUCACGAGUCAAGAAGAAUCGAUUGUUUGCCAUGCGUUGCACUCAACGAUGGUGCGCCAUCCGACGAUGAUGAGCCCGAACAACAGCCAUUGGUCGCCUCUACCAACUCCUCCGACUAUGUCACCUACAAAAAGAAAGACGGAUUACUCAAAUACGCAUUCAAGACAUACUAUGCUCCAUUCCUUAUGCAUCCAGUUGUCAAGGUGGUCUCUCUGCUCUUCUUUGUCGGUCUACUCCUGACUGGAAUUACCUACGCUCUCCAACUGGAACUCGGUCUCGAACAACAAGUCGCACUUCCACGUGACAGUUACCUCCAAAACUACUUUGAUCAACUCGCCGACAAACUAGAAGUCGGUCCACCAUUCUAUAUCGUCGUAAAGGAAGGUUUCAACUACACAAGCAUUCAGGAGCAGAAUCAACUGUGUUCGGUCGGUGGUUGUAACAACAAUUCCAUUGUCAAUGUCUUUAACAACGUUCCCUACAUGGCUAAAGGUAUUUCCUCUUGGUUAGAUGACUACCUUUCAUUCACCGAUAACAUUGCAUGUUGUAGUGUCGAUAACAAUGGUACUCUAUGUCCAGUUGGUUGGACCGAUCCAGGUUGCACCAUUUGUGGUGAUCCAGCAACCAACAGACCAUUCCCACAGUCAUUCGAACACUUCCUUCCAAUCUACAUGAACUUCUUGCCACAACCACAGUUUUGUGCUGUCUCUGGUCUUGGCCAUCAACCAGACAUUCAAAUUCAAAACGGUACAAUCAUUGCAACUAGAUUCGAUGGUUAUCAUACAACUCUUAGAGAUCAAAAAGAUUUUAUUAAUGCACUAAAAGCAGCAUAUUAUGUUGUAGAUCAUUCUGAUUUACCUAUUUUCGUUUACUCUGUAUUCUAUGUUUACUUUGAACAGUAUCUCCAUAUCACAUCGAUUGCAAUUAUGGAUAUUCUUCUUGCGUUGGCCGGUGUGUUUAUUGUUAGUUUGUUGAUCUUGGCUAAUCCAGUGAUUGCAGUUCUCGUUGUUAUUUGUGUCGGUUUGGUUAGUAUCGAUCUACUGGGUAUCAUGACACUCUGGAGUGUAAACUUGAAUGCCGUAUCGGUUGUCAAUGUAGUUAUGGCAAUUGGUAUUUCAAUCGAAUUCUGUGUACACAUUGCACAUGCCUUUAUUCAUGCACCAAAACAUUUGUCAAAAGAUGAAAAAGCCAAAUUUGCAGUUUCUGAGAUUGGAAGUUCAAUCAUCAGUGGUAUUUUCAUCACAAAAUUAUUAGGUGUUGUAGUUUUAGGUUUCUCAAAUUCUGAAAUUUUCGAAGUAUAUUAUUUCCGUAUGUAUAUCUCAAUUGUCAUACUUGGUGCAUUACAUGGUCUUGUAUUAUUGCCAAUUUUGCUCAGUUUAUUCGGAACCGAUAGAUUCUCUUUUGGAAACUUACUGAAAAAGAAAAAUGAUCUUGGAUUAUCCGAUUUAUAA
This is a messenger RNA of Heterostelium album PN500, 3942 nucleotides long. RefSeq names its product Niemann-Pick C type protein (gene npcA). The record is from RefSeq and is a predicted model, not a curated record. Lineage: Eukaryota; Evosea; Eumycetozoa; Acytosteliales; Acytosteliaceae. Bases 1 to 3942 code for a protein of 1313 amino acids. The transcript is spliced from 5 exons. Gene Ontology annotation, cellular component: membrane. Gene Ontology annotation, molecular function: lipid carrier activity.